Molecule: messenger RNA, 3123 nt
Organism: Cavia porcellus (domestic guinea pig)
Lineage: Eukaryota; Metazoa; Chordata; Mammalia; Rodentia; Caviidae
Gene: Nup107
Product: nucleoporin 107
Exons: 29
Coding region: 166-3036 (956 amino acids)
Biological process (GO): protein import into nucleus; mRNA export from nucleus; post-transcriptional tethering of RNA polymerase II gene DNA at nuclear periphery
Cellular component (GO): nuclear pore outer ring; nuclear pore
Molecular function (GO): structural constituent of nuclear pore
Source: RefSeq, a predicted model, not a curated record
CUGAAAUCUUUUCCCUCUUGCAAGUUGGCGGAGUGAAAUAAGCGAAACCAGACUUCCAGAGGAAGCCGUGGAUGUCCUGAGGGUCGGCCACAGGAUUCCUCUCCUGCCCUGGAGAUUUGGUAACCCGUGGAGGAGAGGCCGCUUGUGUGGGUGGGGAGAGACCAAAUGACAGUCCUGAGCGGUUUUGGAGAGAUGUUGUCGCCUGUGAUCCGAGAGCCAGAAGUGACACGGACUGCACGGAAGCAGAGUGCACAAAAAAGACUUUUGAUUCGAAGUUCCCAUGAUGAAAAUCUUGCCAAUAGUACACCAAGAAACCAGAUGAUUCCUCGAACUCCUAGCUUAUUUCGACAGCCUUUCACUCCACCAAACCGAAGCUUACCAAAACAUCCAGAUAUUUCCUGCAUUUUGGGAACAGAAGGGCGGUCUCCUCAGCUUACACAGUCUUCAGGGUUUUUGGGAAAUCUGUCCAUGGUAACGAAUCUGGAUGACAGUAACUGGGCAGCUGGAUUCGCAGCGCGGCAUUUAGGGCUCUUCACGAAAACAGAGCCCAACAAUGUCACAGAGGAGAUCAGUGCGGUUAUGUUACGUGAAGAUGAUCCUGGAGAAGCUGGGCUAGCCUUGAGCUCACUGAGUGGCACAGGCUGUCCUCAAACUUGCAGUGAUCCUCCUGCCUCAGCCUCCCGAGUGCUGGGAAUUACAGCAUCCUCAAGCAUGUUUCCUGAUUUCUUGCAAUCUUUUUUGAAGCAUUCUUUAUCUACAGUUUUUGACCUCGUGGAAGAAUAUGAAAAUAUUUGUAGCAGUCAGGUGAGUAUACUGAGUAAGAUGGUGAGCAGAGCAACGCCUGGACUACAGAAGUUUUCCAAAACAGCUGGUAUGCUCUGGCUUCUUCAGCAGGAGAUGGUCACCUGGAGGCUACUGGUUUCUUUGUACAGAGACAGGAUACAGUCUUCGUUACAAAAUGGAAAUAUACUCACAACUCCUGCUGCUAAUGCUAGUGAAAAAACGUUUGUGGAAGCCCUGUUUCAGAGAGAGUCACUUGUCCGACAGUGUCAGAUGGUGGUAGAUUGGUUGGAGAGUAUUGCCAAAGAAGAAAUUGGGGAUUUUUCUGAUAAUAUUGAAUUUUAUGCAAAAUCAGUAUAUUGGGAAAAUACCCUCCACAGUUUAAAACAACGGCAGCUAGCUUCUUCCAUAGGAAGUGCCCGUCCUCUUGUCACUGAAUUGGAUCCUGAUGCUCCCAUAAGACAGAAAAUGCCCCUUGAUGAUCUGGAUAGAGAAGAUGAAAUUCGAUUACUUAAAUAUCUCUUCACUCUAAUCCGUGCUGGAAUGACAGAUGAGGCACAGCGUCUCUGUAAACGUUGUGGUCAGGCAUGGAGAGCUGCAACACUGGAAGGCUGGAAACUAUACCAUGACCCUAAUAUUAAUGGAGAAAUAGGAGCAGAAUUAGAACCUGUUGAAGGGAAUCCAUAUCGACGCAUUUGGAAAAUUAGUUGCUGGAGAAUGGCAGAAGAUGAACAUUUUAAUAAAUAUGAGAGAGCAAUUUAUGCAGCUUUAAGUGGGAAUCUCAAACAGCUUCUUCCUGUCUGUGACACCUGGGAAGACACUGUAUGGGCCUACUUCCGAGUGAUGGUGGACAGUCUGGUGGAGCAGGAGAUCCGGCUGUCAGUGAUGCCCCAGAAUGAAACUGAAGAACUCCCGAGAGAGUAUUUAGAAGCAAAUUGGACCUUAGAAAAGGUUUUUGAAGAACUUCAAGCUACUGAUAAAAAGAGAGUUCUGGAAGAGAAUCAAGAACAUUACCAUAUUGUUCAAAAAUUCCUUAUCCUGGGAAACAUUGAUGGUUUGAUGGAUGAGUUCAGCAGAUGGCUUUCUAAAAGCAGAAGCAAACUCCCUGGUCAUCUUCUCCGCUUCAUGACUCAUCUCAUUUUGUUUUUCCGCACUCUGGGAUUACAGACCAAAGAAGAAGUUUCAGUUGAAGUUUUAAAGACAUACAUACAGCUUUUAAUAGAUGAGGGGAAUACACAUCUCAUAGCAUUUUACUGCUGUCAUCUGCCUCAAGACCUUGCUGUUGCUCAGUAUGCCUUAUUUUUGGAAAGUGUCACAGAAUUUGAACAUCGCCAUAUUUCUCUGGAGCUGGCUCGGGAAGCAGAUUUGGACGUUGCAACAAUAACAAAAACAGUAGUUGAGAAUAUUCGAAAGAAAAAUAAUGGUGAAUUUAGUCCUCAUGACUUGAGCCCAGACCAGGACAGCGACACUACUCAGGAGGACCGUGUGAAAAUCGAUGUCAUUGACUGGUUGUUAUUUGACCCAGCACAGAGGUCAGAAGCACUGAAACAAGGCAAUGCAAUAAUGAGGAAAUUCCUAGCAUUAAAAAAACAUGAAGCUGCAAAAGAAGUAUUUGUGAAAAUUCCUCGGGAUUCUAUAGCAGAAAUCUAUAAUCUGUGGGAGGAAAGGGGAACCCACAAUUCACUUCCUGCCGAAAUUGAUAAUGCUGUCAGAGAACAUUUGUGCAUUAGAGCUUAUUUGGAAGCCCAUGAAACCUUUACUGAGUGGUUUAACCAUAUGAAUGCAGCUCCACAAAAACCUACUUUGAUGUCCCAGCCAAGUUUUACUGAACAAGUAGCUUAUGAACAUAAAGAAAAGAAAUAUGAAAUGGACUAUGAUAUUUGGAAGGGACAUUUGGAUGCCCUAACAGCUGAUGUCAAGGAGAAAAUGUACAAUGUCUUGUUGUUUGUUGAUGGAGGGUGGAUGGUAGAUGUCCGAGAGGAUCCAGAGGAAGACCAUGAAAGGACACAUCAGAUGGUCUUACUGAGGAAGCUUUGUCUGCCAAGACUGUGUUUUCUGCUUCACACCAUACUGCACACCACGGGUCAGUACCAGGAGUGCCUGCAGUUGGCAGACAUGGUGUCCUCCGAGCGCCACAAACUCUACCUGGUAUUUUCUAAGCAAGAACUAAAGAAAUUGCUGCAGAAGUUAAGGGAAUCCUCUCUCAUGCUUCUGGACCAAGGACUUGACCCAUUAGGGUAUGAAAUUCAGUCAUAAUUCAUCCACCAUUUGUAUUCUCAUUAAUUCCUAUGAUAAAUGGAGGUGGUUUGUUUUUUUUAAUAAAAUAUACAUAUUUGUAAUUAC